AUAAAGAAUUUUUCGCAUUACAGAACUAAAUUGCUGGCAUUUUAUCUCCAUGUGUGGAAUGCGGUCAAAUUAUAUGGCAGAAAAUCAAACGACAGUUGGGAAACUACGUAACACAGGAAAACAUUCCGAGUUUACGUGAUAAACAUUUGGAACUUAAGCAGCUCCCUGUGGCGGAACCCUGUGUGUGGUGAUAAAAGAAACAACGAAAAAGGCACUGAUUAUAGCAGAACUUCAGACCGUGGUAUCCUUUUUAUGUUACACACAAUAAUCGCACACUAGGCUAUUGUUGUAACACAAAUUUAAAUGGCUUCAUCAAAUACUCAAAACUGUACAGAAAGCGAAGAUAAUUCGAAAGACGACCAAAAACGUUCGCCCAUUAAGAAACAAAAGGUCGAUCACGAUCUCUUUAAACAAACUGAGAUACCUUGUUUCGAGGAAAAGGAAGAAAGGUGUUCGGGAACCCGAUCCGUGUACUUUUCCUGUUUCAAUCCAGUCUGGCCAAUUCUAGCCUGUGGAUUAAGCGGCGGAACUACUCUAAUUAUAGAAGGAGAAAAGAAAACAGACUUAGUGGCCACGUGGGAAAAUAAAAGGUGGUUCAACAUAAAUGCAACUUCAGCUACGACAGAUCUUGGAUGGAAUAUGAACGGCACUCUGUUACUGACCGCAUUUUUAGAUGGAAAACUUGUACUAUGGAACAAGGACACUGAAAAUUUAAUGGAAGUAAACGAUACCAGUGGUGAACAAGUAUGGGCCAUCAUUUGGAAUCCCUUCCUGCCGUAUAUGUUCGCUACUCGCAACAAUAAUACUGUUUUAGUCUGGGAUAAUGCAAAGGAUCAACCCAGACUUCUCGAAAAAAAAUUUGCGCUUCAUACCAGUACAAUAAUGGACUUUGUGUGGAUUUCAGUUGAUCAGUUUGUUUCGUGCUCCGAUGACGGGAUAAUCUUGCUAUGCCAUAUUGAAAAAGAUUCCCCAUUAAAAUCAUUCAGUCACGAGGAAGCUAUUUUAACUCUGUCUUGGAACAAUAUUUCAAAUCUCUUGGGAUGUUUAUCACGCGAUGGAACCUUAACGGUGUUGUCGAUGACGAAAAACGAGCCUGAUUUUGUUUCCAAAAAUGAAAGAAUGAAAAGACCCACAUGUAUCGCCUGGUAUCCUACUCACAGCUCACAAAUAACUGAAUCCAAUAGCACGUUAAUAGCCUGUGGUAUGGAAAAUGGAUCUGUAGUUUUUUGGGAUAUCCGUGGAAAAGGCGACCCAGUCCGAUAUCUUCUUGAACAAACAAAUUCAAUCUGGGAUGUUUCAUUUUCUCCUGACGGCAGGUUUCUAACUUCAAUUGACUUACAAGGGGAACUAGUUAUCUGGUCGACAGAGACUUGGGAAAUUAUUUUCAAGUCAAAGCUCUCCUUCCGUGCAUCAAAAGGAAUCUUGCAAUGGGGAGGUGAUGGACAUAAAUUGGCUAUUGCAAAUUCAAGCGAACAGAUUCAUAUUCUUGAAGCAGUUGAAGCUAGAGAAAAACACUAGAUUUCUAAAAGAACUUCAAUAAUAAAUUAAUGAUUUCUUCUAAUGUCAACAUGUCUUGAAUUCAAGCAUGAAAGAGUUGCGUGCUACCGCGUUCAGUUUUCACCCAUCGAGAAGGACAAAUACACAGUGUCUACAUAAA
Molecule: messenger RNA, 1657 nt
Organism: Daphnia pulicaria
Lineage: Eukaryota; Metazoa; Arthropoda; Branchiopoda; Diplostraca; Daphniidae
Product: F-box-like/WD repeat-containing protein TBL1XR1
Exons: 11
Coding region: 304-1518 (404 amino acids)
Biological process (GO): regulation of transcription by RNA polymerase II
Cellular component (GO): histone deacetylase complex
Molecular function (GO): transcription corepressor activity; protein binding
Source: RefSeq, a predicted model, not a curated record